Molecule: messenger RNA, 957 nt
Organism: Trichoderma virens Gv29-8
Lineage: Eukaryota; Fungi; Ascomycota; Sordariomycetes; Hypocreales; Hypocreaceae
Exons: 3
Coding region: 1-957 (318 amino acids)
Biological process (GO): meiotic recombination checkpoint signaling; protein phosphorylation
Cellular component (GO): nucleus; cytoplasm
Molecular function (GO): ATP binding; protein serine/threonine kinase activity
Source: RefSeq, a predicted model, not a curated record
AUGUCCUCCAAUCCCCUGAAUCCUUGGUCGGACUCGGGGUCCCGUAGCACCUGGAAUGAGAAAGACGAAAUACUUUCAAAUGUCCAUUCGCGCACAUUCACCUCAGACAAGUACCUUCGCGGCAGCACCCUGGGUCAGGGAGCCUGGUCUGUCGUCUAUAAGGUCAAGAGGGUUUCAGAUGGCAGGCUUUUUGCUGCCAAAUCAGCUAGUGACGAUAAACAGCUAUACAAUGAGAUGAAGAUGAUUACCGAGUUCAGUCAUAACAAUUUCCUCCAAUUUAUCGAGCUUCACCAGCAGGGUGAUGCCGUUGGGGCUAAAAUCCUCAUCACCGAGCUUUGUGAAGGAGGAGACCUGAGCACGUAUAUCUGGCACGCUCCCGGCGGCAUGGACAUGGUGGAGAUUGUCCUCGUUAUCAGCCAAAUGUCGGAUGUGCUCGCCUUUCUCCAUGGGAUGAACUACUAUCAUUCCGACGUCAAGCCUAAAAACAUUUUUAUCCGGCGUUUCAACCCCAUAGAGGUUGUUCUGGGCGAUUGCGCAGACUGCCGCACGGGAACGCAUAAAUACUGGUCUCCAGACAUGGCGGCGCAUAUCCCUCACGACGGCAGGGCAGACGACAUGUGGGCUCUCGGAAUCAGCGUGCUCAGCAUGAUGGUUCAGCUACCCCAUAUGAAACGCAGAAACAGAAAUACCGUAAAGAAAGACGUGUGCAAUUUCGUCGACGAGUGUGGCUACCACGCACAGUACCUCGAGGGACUGAAUCCCGAAAACAGACUUGUGAAGCUCGCUUGCCAGAUGCUGGUUUUUGAUCCCGAAUUCCGCAUUACGGCGGCUGAUUGCAAUCAGCAAGCCAUGGAGCUUUUGGAGCACUUGGAUAAGGAGGGAGAUGAGUCUAAGGGAAAGGGCACAGAGGGACUGGGAAUUCAAUCGCCACCGGAUUUCAAGCCCGCCUCCUUCUAG